Messenger RNA from Girardinichthys multiradiatus, 1501 nucleotides. Its product is annotated as natterin-3-like. The transcript has 3 exons. NCBI's taxonomy places the organism in Eukaryota, Metazoa, Chordata, Actinopteri, Cyprinodontiformes, Goodeidae. The record is from RefSeq and is a predicted model, not a curated record. The coding region runs from base 140 to 1393 and encodes 417 amino acids.
ACAGAAUCCAUGUGUGUGAAAGAGAGGGACCCAUGUGGAGCUGUGAGGUAACGUGGAGCAGAAAUAAAGAAGGUGGAGGAUUUUAAGUUCUGAUGGUUAACAAUCCAGAGCAACGGUGAGUGAGGAAAAGAGGUGAAGAAUGGUGUCCAAGCAAGUUAGAAGACACCCGAACGUAUUUCAGAUGAGGUGCUGUGUCCCUACUGUUGUCCUGGCAGUUCUGCUGCUCUGCAGUCCGGCCCUGCAGUCUGACCCACUGCUCCACAUCUCUCCGAUGCAGGGCGACAAAGAAAAACCAAGCAAGUCAUGGCUUAACCCCUCCCUCGAAAACGUGGUCCCAUCCUGUAGAGUCAGCAACCCUCCAACGAUUGGGGAGACGCCUGAAUCCAAGAAGACCUCACACUUACCCAUGUUUAGCGAACAUAUCAAUCUCAAGUGGGUCACGUGGAGUGGAUCCCUCCCGAAUGGUGCUGUUGCCAUCUUUAAUGGUUACACUGAGCAGACAGACUAUGUCUGCAAAGUCAACUGUGAGGCUGGUUUCUACACUCCCAUUAAAGGAAGCUUCUGCCAGUACCCCUACGCCAACAAAGAGUAUGCAUCCUCAAAGUUCGAGGUGCUGGUCAACGUAGACCAUUUUGAGUUCCUGAUGUGGGUUGAAGAUUCAUAUGGUUCAGUUCCUCAGUAUGCCAUUAAAACCUGCCCUGACUCAGACAUCUACGUGGGUAAGAACAAGUACGGACUUGGAAAAGUUGUGUCCCAACACGAGGCCUUCUUCCUGCCCUGGGAGGGUGAUGAGUUCUGGUAUAAGAAGUACCAGGUUCUAGCUAUCAACAGGGACAGCUACAGCCAGCACAUCUCCCAUGUGGACUACAAAAUUGACCAGAUGGAGCUGUUCCACUAUCCUCCAGAGGCCCUGAAGCUCACUAAGGUCACCAACUUGGAGUGCCAAAAUGUGGUAAAGACCGUAACACUGGAGAAGACCACCACAAUGGAGAAGACCUGGAACAUUGGCAGGGAGACUAGGAAUGGUUCCAUAUCCACUAUGACAGCCAAAGUGCCGAUCCUCGGCCCGGGGAACGUGGACUUCACCAAGGAGCAGACUGUGACCUUCUCAGAGGGGACCACCAUGGUGGAGUCCAUCAGUCACACGGUGACCAUAGAGUUGUCAGUCCCACCGAACCACUCAUGUGCUGUGAGGAUGGACGGCAGGAAGAUGACGGCAGACAUCCCAUUCACAGGCAGGCUGAGCAGGACCAACCACAACGGAGACACCCACUGGACUUACAUCACCGGCACCUAUGAUGGUGUGAGCGUUGGGGAGCUCAACGCUGUGGUGGAGAGGUGUCAGCUGGUGACCGACGCUCCGCCCUGCUCCCCAUCACAGAGAUUACUGUGAUAAAUUUACAGAUUUUAAUUUGUUUAUGUGGAAAUUUAAGAAGUAUUUUAUUUUAAUAGUAGCUUCCAAAGCUAAACUUAUUGAAAUAAACUGUAAGGAUGCACAAUA